Daldinia vernicosa is the source of this 1283-nucleotide messenger RNA. RefSeq names its product ankyrin repeat-containing domain protein. The record is from RefSeq and is a predicted model, not a curated record. Bases 245 to 1162 code for a protein of 305 amino acids. Gene Ontology annotation, cellular component: nucleus; cytoplasm. NCBI's taxonomy places the organism in Eukaryota, Fungi, Ascomycota, Sordariomycetes, Xylariales, Hypoxylaceae. The transcript has a single exon. Gene Ontology annotation, molecular function: protein binding.
CCUUAAAUACACAUGCAACUUUGAGUCUUAAUUAAGCUAUUUUAGACAGUUAGAAGCGCUUACCUACUUUGUGACAGGUUGUAAUCCCAACAUUGUUGAAGCAAGGCUUCACACACCAUUGAUAGGAGCUAUCAGGGAGGGUUUAUCUUCAAUCGUCAAGCUACUAUUGGAUCACGGAGCGUGUAUUGAGCUAACAACCAAUAUUGGCAAUAACGCUCUCCAUUACGCGCUGCUGAGAGAGUCCAUGGAGCUGCUAGAGCUUCUUUUGCGACGUGGAGGCGAUUGCAAUUAUCAGGAUGCUCGUUCUUGGACACUGCUACAUUACGCUGUGGCGGCCAAAAAUAUAGAGGCAGCUCGCGUGCUUCUCAAAUACAACGCCGAUCCGAAUAUACCCAACACCGAUGGGGUCACGCCGCUAUUCCACUGCGUCGCAACUCAGGAUAUCCCAUCCGUUAUUACUAACCUCUUACUUGAGAACGGCGCGGAUCCGAAUGCCAUAGCCAGAAUAAAAAAUGCAGCCCCAGUACGCCCACCCGGACCAUCCACCGGUACCAACGACAGCAGCGCACAUAAGCACCACGAGACCCCCAUUAUCUCCGUAGAGGCUCAGCCUGGCAAGGAAUACUACAAUCAUAGCCCUAUUUCCUGGGCCGUGAUGAAAGGAUAUGAGGAUUCACUAAAAUUAUUGCUUUCGGCAUGCGAUAAUAUCACCUGGGAGGAUCCACAGAACAAAGGGGAGACUAUUCUACAUUAUGCAAUUCGACUCGGAAAUCAGAAAAUCGUGUGCUAUCUAUUGGUGGGCGGGCCUGUGGCAUUACUUAACUCAGUAAAUAGCAUGGGAGAAACACCACUUCACACGGCAGCACAGCUCGGUGACGUCAUGACAGCUAGCAUGUUGGUGAAUGCGGGAUGUGAGAUUGAUCGUCGAGAUUGCUCUGGUUCGACUCCAUUAACCGAGGCGCUCUUUUUCGGGGCGCUUGGAGUAGCGGGGCUACUGUUGAGCUAUGGAGCCGAUCGGUCUAUUGCAGACGAAUUCAUCUACGGCCAAUUUAACGACACACCUUGUAUAGUCCAUGUGGGACCACGAAGCGCGUCUGAUCCUCCAGAACUUAUGAAGCUUCCUAGACUAAGUAUCAUGCUUGACUUGAUACCUACCUCAUAAGGGGCAACGAAGGACAACCCCGUGGGGCUGUACAAUAGCUUAAAUUACGUUAUAACAUUUACGCUAUCAUUUGCAACUAUCAUUUGCAACAUUACCUACGUGCUUUGAAUUUCUUGAAUGC